Staurois parvus is the source of this 364-nucleotide messenger RNA. The record is from the annotation of a GenBank genome assembly. NCBI's taxonomy places the organism in Eukaryota, Metazoa, Chordata, Amphibia, Anura, Ranidae.
GGGAGACCAGAUAUAGUGAAUGUGGGGUCCAGGGAGAACAGAUAUAGUGAAUGCAGGGUCCGGGGAGAGCGGAUAUAGUGAAUGCAGGGUCCGGGGAGACCAGAUAUAGUGAAUGCAGGGUUUGGGGAGACCAGAUAUUGUGAAUGCAGGGUCCGGGGAGACCAGAUAUAGUGAAUGCAGGGGUCCGGGGAGAGCAGAUAUAGUGAAUGCAGGGUCCGGGGAGAGCGGAUAUAGUGAAUGCGGGGUCCGGGGAGAGCGGAUAUAGUGAAUGCGGGGUCCGGGGAGACCGGAUAUAGUGAAUGCAGGGGUCCGGGGAGACCAGAUAUAGUGAAUGCAGGGUCCGGGGAGACCAGAUAUAGUGAAU